AUGCCAAAUCCUUUGGAUCCAAUACUAUCUCGACUUUGUUUGAACAACAUUGAUCAAGAAUAUCCGCAACUCUACGCAUUUAGUCAUAUUGGCACCAGUAAGGUUAUCGCCUUAUGCGAACAUAGGAAUGUCGUAACGUCUCCAUCAGAAUUACAUGGUGCAGCAAAUUUCGGAAUUUUUUAG
Funneliformis mosseae is the source of this 183-nucleotide messenger RNA. Lineage: Eukaryota; Fungi; Glomeromycota; Glomeromycetes; Glomerales; Glomeraceae. The record is from the annotation of a GenBank genome assembly.